GCCGCGAAGUUCGCUGACUAAGAUGGCGGCUGAGGCUGGGCGCGAAGGGGAGGUGCCGGCCCGCGGAUCCGGCCGGAGUGAUGCUAUCUGCAGUUUCCUUACCUGCAAUGACUCGUCUCUUCGUGGUCAACCCAUUAUCUUCAAUCCUGACUUUUUUGUGGAAAAGCUUCGACAUGAGAAACCGGAGGUGUUCACGGAAUUGGUUGUCAGCAAUAUCACAAGACUUAUCGAUUUACCUGGAACAGAGUUGGCUCAGCUGAUGGGUGAAGUGGAUCUCAAGUUGCCUGGGGGCGCCGGCCCAGCCUCAGGAUUCUUCCGGUCUCUGAUGUCUCUCAAGAGAAAGGAAAAAGGAGUAGUAUUUGGAUCCCCAUUGACAGAGGAAGGCAUUGCCCAGAUAUACCAGCUAAUUGAAUAUCUACACAAAAACCUGCGAGUAGAGGGUUUGUUCAGAGUACCAGGGAAUAGUGUCCGACAGCAGAUUUUAAGGGAUGCUCUCAAUAAUGGAACUGACAUUGACUUGGAGUCAGGGGAGUUUCACUCGAAUGAUGUUGCCACUUUGCUGAAGAUGUUUCUAGGAGAGUUACCUGAGCCCUUGCUGACACAUAAACAUUUCCACGCACACCUCAAAAUUGCUGAUCUGAUGCAGUUUGAUGAUAAAGGGAACAAGACAAAUAUGCCGGAUAAGGAGCGGCAAAUCGAGGCCCUUCAGUUGCUCUUCCUCAUCCUCCCUCCACCCAAUCGUAACUUGCUGAAGUUACUGCUUGAUCUCCUGUACCAGACGGCAAAGAAGCAAGACAAGAAUAAGAUGUCUGCUUACAACCUGGCUCUUAUGUUUGCACCUCAUGUCCUGUGGCCAAAAAAUGCCACUGCAAAUGACCUUCAAGAAAAUAUCACAAAGUUAAACAAUGGGAUGGCUUUUAUGAUUAAACACUCCCAGAAGCUCUUUAAGGCUCCUGCUUACAUUCGGGAAUGUGCCAGAUUACACUAUUUGAACUCCAGAACUCAAGCAUCAAAGGAUGAUCUUGAUCUGACAGUUUCUUGUCAUACAAAGUCCUUCCAGCUGGCAAGGCCUCAGAGACGGAACCAGCUGGAUUCCUACUCCCGAGAGGAGACACAGCAGCGCACAGAGGCGGCGCUGCGGGAGCUGUUCCAGCACGUCCACGGCAUGCCAGAGUCCGCGAAGAAGAAGCAGCUCAUCAGACAGUUCCGUAAGCAGUCUGCAGCCCAAACCCCAGGGCGGGAGCCGUCCUCUCCCCGGGUGCAGAAGAGAGCCCGCUCUCGCUCCUUCAGUGGCCUUAUUAAGAAGAAGGUCCUGGGAAAUCCCAUGAUGUCAGAAAGGAAACCCAAGUGCCCAACGCCAGAAUCUGUAGCUCUUGGAGAACUGAAGCAAUCCAGCAAGGAAAAUAUGAACUUGUUAUUUCCUGACUCUCCAUCUGUCACAAUGACACCAACAAGACUGAAAUGGUAUGAAGGGAAGAAAGAGGGGAAGAAAGGAUUCCUCUGAAGGAGCCCGAGUUCUCCUGUGUCCACCCCGCAUUUUCUCCUUUGUGUGGGCCAGGUGACGUGACUGUCUGUGGAGAAGCUUGGACUUGCAGCUCGCCUGCUGCCUUGGGAAGUGUGGACGUCAGCCCCCCUGUGGCCUGGCUGCUCCUUCCGACCCAGCUCCCUGGUGUUUGUAGAUUCUGCCUUCUGAACCGGCGCGAGCAACUCCUGUUUUGUCUUCAUUAAUUCUUUUACUAUAGGGGGAAACCACUAACCAGUUGGGCACCUUUCAUUGCACAGAGGCUGAGCAGAACCAGGUGGGCUCUGGUUUUUGUAUUUGGGCAGAUUCUGGUUUUGAAAACAGGGAAAUUUGUUCUAAAUUGCUCGCUUUUUAAAAAAAUUUUUUUUAUUGUUUUGAUACUGUCAGUUCUGGCAGAUUGAUAUUAUUUUUACUGAUGAUUUGGGCUUGUCCUCAUUUUGUUAGUAUUGGGGGGAUUAUUUCAUAUUUCUGUCGCUGUUUCUUGUUUAUGUUUUUGGUAAGGUCAGUUUGGGGGGUAUAUAAUCUAGAUAAGCUCUACAGCAGGUACCUUUCACUCAUCUUCAUCUUCCGCCUUGGGAAAGCCCUAACACACGAAUCUGUGCUCCUCCAUACCUUAUUUUUGAGACCAAAGAAUUUGAAGUUGUACUAGAAGUUUUAAAUUAUUUCUCAGGCCUGAGACUGUAGAAUAUUUAACCAGUGGUCUUGAAAAAGAAGAAUGCAGAAUGAUAACAAUAUUGCCACUAAUUUCAGUUACUAAACACUGUCUCUUCACACACCUUUCUUUCCCUGUCCUCGGUGAUGUGUGGCAGCUAAACUCACUUCCUUUCACUUCCUCUCGCCUGAGUCAUCCUGGGCAUCACCGUGCAGCCUCUCUCUGGUCACCGGGACUCCAGGGCAGUCGCCGACCGCUUGCCGGAGCUUUCCUGCUCUGUGUGCGUGGCCCCAGGCCCACCCGACUCCCUCGGGGGUGGGCUUCUAUUGUCUUCUGAGGGAGCUGGUGGGCCAGCUGGGGUUGAGGAAGGAAGUGCGCCCCUGUCCACGGGGCUGUUCCCUGAAAAGCGUUGAGGCCGGUCUCUGGGUUGGGAGGGGCGGCCGGCAGCUGAGUGGCGUCUCUCCCGGGCCUCUGUGGGGAAGCAGUUGCUGCCUCGGCUUUGUUUCUUUUGCUCUUGCCACAGAAGUGAAGGGAAAUGUAAAAUCUGGCCUUCCCGCUUGCUGGGUGGCGAAUGAGAGAUGGUUUCGAGUAGGGAGGUGCUCUUCGGUCUGCCUUGGGGCAGCUGUGCCGUUCUCUAAAGUGCUCGCAGGUUCAUUUGUGGGUGCUUUUGUAGGUUUCUUCUGACUGAAAACCCGAAUGGCUCUCGCCAGCUGUCGGUGACUCCAGAGGAGCCCCUCCGAGAUGGCUGGCUGUAGCGGCCCCGGGACCCCACGCUUCCCGGGCUGCGGGCGCCAAGGGCACACAUCUUGGUCAGGGAGUCUGUGGUGUGCUUAGCCCGGACGCUGGGGGCUGAGACUCAGGGAACAUUCUCGAGUUGACAAGCCGGUAACUCAGAGCCUCUGGAGAGCUUGCCAGCUGCACGUGCUUUCAGAGCCAGCCACGGGUGGCUGCUGUGUAUAUUUGGGGACGUGUGUGUGUGUUGUGGAGGUUAUUUAUUGAAUUUGUUUUCCCUUGCUUGAAAGGGGACGGUCAGUCGUUUUUCUUAGAGAAGCUGUGAAACAUUGGGACUUGUGCUUGGGGAGUUGAGAGCAGACCCUCUGCCUCGUGCUGCGUAACCAUUCUAACCCUGUGAAGUCUUACUCAGAGACAGACCUGUCAUCACCUGCUACAGAAGGGUACUGUCCCCCGCCUCUGACUUGGGGGGUGGGUAUUUUUGAGCCAGUAUUUAAUUUCCUUAAUCUGUAACAUGUUUUUAAAUCCCGUUAUGUUAUGUCCAUUUUUUCUCUUGUUGGAACACUGUCUGGAAAGGCCUUCUGUGCUCACUUGUGAUGGCUUGUGAGGUGGGCACAGCGCGAGACAGAGGUAGCGGGCACCGGCCUGAGCGUGCAGAGCAGCACCGGGGCCCAGGGCAGCCCGAGCGAACUGCUGCGCCCAGCCUGGCUGCAAGAGCUGGCGCUGGGCGAUGCGGCCUCUGACCCUGCAUGCACCAGCCCCUCCGGAGUGGUGGAGAGGGUGGGAAGAUCUGACCGUUGAGUGCUUGCCCAGCUGGAAUCACAGCGGACCCCCACAAAGGCACUCUGGACCCAGAGGUGACCGGCAGUGAGCAGGGACCCCCAGGCGGGGCUGGUGGUGUGGGUCAGAGCUGAGCGGUGAGUGUGGGGUCACGUGGCAGGCGGUGUGGCCCCUGAGGGGACACGGUGCCUUCUCCACACUCUGCCUCGGGACCUCGUGCCCAUCUCGCGGGGAUGCUCCCCCAGAGCAGUGGGCUUUCACUCUGCGCCUCCCCUCAGUCCUUGCCCCCUGCCCUCAGCCCCACCUCCUCUCCCCACAAGCCUUUAGUGAAAUCAGACUGGGCUCCACACCAGAACGGUCAGUAUUUACAGUAAUGCCCUAGCCCAGGGGGAGGCGGGCGCCCUGAGAGGCACCUGUGUGCAGAGUCCGAGGCUCACACGCGCUGUAGCAAGGCCGCUUUCCCGAGGCAGCUCAGGUGGUGUCUUUCCCGGGAGAGUGGGAGGCGGGCUGGCGGGGAGGUGUGUGCAUGAUAGCCUGCAUGCUUUAAUCACCAUGGAAACAGGCGUGUGCAAGGCCACCGUCGAUGUGAAAGAGCCACGGAGCACUCCCCAGACAUGUGUGGGGACCGGCAGGACCUGUGGGGAAAAGCGUUCCCUUCCGCGCCGUUCUUCAGAGCACACUGCUUCAGUCACCCCUGCGCUCGCUUCAUAAGAGAAAUAAGCUUAACUGCCUCCCAUUGUUUCCUUUUUAUUUGACUAUUUGUCACAUAUAUAUAUGUAACUGUAAAGAAACAAUUAUAUGUAUUAUUUUUCUUUUAUACUAAUGUCAUCUUCUAAGAUUAAAUUUGUUUUGUUUCAUA
Molecule: messenger RNA, 4545 nt
Organism: Sorex araneus (European shrew)
Lineage: Eukaryota; Metazoa; Chordata; Mammalia; Eulipotyphla; Soricidae
Gene: ARHGAP19
Product: Rho GTPase activating protein 19
Exons: 12
Coding region: 23-1504 (493 amino acids)
Biological process (GO): regulation of small GTPase mediated signal transduction; signal transduction
Cellular component (GO): cytoplasm
Molecular function (GO): GTPase activator activity
Source: RefSeq, a predicted model, not a curated record